This is a messenger RNA of Elgaria multicarinata webbii, 1804 nucleotides long. It is a transcript of the gene DLD, whose product is annotated as dihydrolipoamide dehydrogenase. The coding region runs from base 82 to 1608 and encodes 508 amino acids. Lineage: Eukaryota; Metazoa; Chordata; Lepidosauria; Squamata; Anguidae. The transcript is spliced from 14 exons. The record is from RefSeq and is a predicted model, not a curated record. Gene Ontology annotation, cellular component: oxoglutarate dehydrogenase complex; mitochondrion. Gene Ontology annotation, molecular function: dihydrolipoyl dehydrogenase (NADH) activity; flavin adenine dinucleotide binding.
GCUGCUGUUGCCUCGGCGGACGCGUGAACCUUGAGGGUGGUCCGGACCGGCGCCGGUGACGGCAGAGACCCCAACGCCAACAUGCAGAGCUGGAGCCGGGUCUAUUGCUCUCUCGCCCAGAGAAACCAUUUUAGCCGGCUCCAACAUGGCUUACAAGGCAUUUCUGCAGUUCCUUUAAGAACCUAUGCUGACCAAGUUGAUGCUGAUGUUACUGUCGUUGGAUCUGGCCCAGGGGGGUAUGUUGCUGCUAUCAAAGCUGCUCAACUUGGCUUUAAGACUGUCUGUGUGGAAAAAAAUGAAACACUUGGUGGAACCUGUUUGAAUGUUGGAUGCAUACCUUCAAAGGCCUUGCUAAACAAUUCGCACCUCUAUCAUUUGGCCCAUGGAAAAGACUUUGCUAGUAGGGGAAUUGAAAUUACAGGACUCCGGUUGAAUUUAGAGAAGAUGAUGGAGCAGAAGAGUGGUGCAGUAAAGUCCUUAACAGGUGGAAUUGCUCACUUGUUUAAACAGAAUAAGGUGACACAUGUGGCUGGGUUUGGAAAAAUAACUGGCAAAAACCAGGUCACAGCAACCAAAGAUGACGGCAGCACUCAGGUUAUUAAUACAAAGAACAUUCUCAUAGCCACAGGCUCAGAAGUAACACCUUUUCCAGGAAUUACGAUUGAUGAGGACACAGUUGUAUCGUCCACUGGUGCACUAUCUUUGAAGCAAGUCCCUGAAAAAAUGGUGGUCAUCGGCGCAGGAGUGAUUGGUGUGGAACUGGGUUCUGUCUGGCAGCGUCUGGGUGCAGAUGUGACAGCUGUGGAGUUCUUGGGCCAUGUUGGUGGAUUGGGUAUCGAUAUGGAGAUUUCUAAGAACUUCCAGCGUAUUCUCCAGAAGCAAGGACUUAAAUUUAAAUUAAAUACUAAAGUUACUGGUGCUACGAAGAAACCAGAUGGAAAGAUUGAUGUUUCGAUUGAAGCUGCUGCUGGUGGCAAAGCAGAAGUGAUUACUUGUGAUGUGCUUCUAGUUUGUAUUGGCCGGCGUCCUUUCAGUAAGAAUCUUGGUCUGGAAGAUGUGGGUAUUGAACUAGAUAACAGGGGUAGAAUCCCAAUCAACAACCGAUUCCAAACCAAAGUUCCAAAUAUCUACGCUAUAGGCGAUGUUGUCGCUGGACCGAUGCUUGCUCACAAAGCUGAAGAUGAAGGCAUUUUGUGCAUUGAGGGCAUAGCUGGAGGCGCAGUUCACAUUGACUACAACUGUGUGCCCUCAGUCAUCUACACACACCCUGAAGUUGCCUGGAUUGGCAAAUCCGAAGAACAGCUGAAAGAAGAGGGGACAGAAUACAAGAUUGGCAAGUUUCCUUUUGCUGCUAACAGCAGAGCUAAGACCAAUGCUGACACAGAUGGUUUGGUGAAGAUACUAAGUCACAAGUCAACAGACAGGAUGCUUGGAGCUCACAUUUUAGGCUCGGGUGCUGGAGAAAUGAUUAAUGAAGCCGCUCUUGCAAUGGAAUAUGGAGCAUCCUGUGAAGAUGUAGCCAGAGUUUGCCACGCACAUCCAACUGUAUCUGAAGCCUUCAGGGAAGCCAAUCUAGCCGCAUCAUUUGGCAAAGCUAUCAACUUCUAAAGUGAAGAGAUAUCCAUAAUGUACUACGCACACUUUCCUGUGAAAACUGACUAAAGGCUUUGUGGAAAGCUGGGUCUUUUGGAUACUUCUGGGACUUAAUUAAGCGAACUUUUGUUUAAGACACGAGAUAUUUAAAACAAAUAGGGGGUUGGGGGGAAUCACCCAACAGCUGUAUAUUAAAAGGUUAUUUGCAUUA